AUGGACAUCGAGACGCGCAUCAAAGCGUAUCGAUUUGUCGCCUAUUCGGCUGUCACGUUUUCAGUUGUUGCCGUUUUGUCGGUGAGUUUGCAAACCUUCCUCAAGGGGUUUUUGGAUUUGCCACGUCAUAACUUGUAUUUUCAUCACGUGGUUAUGGAUGCUAACAAGACCUUUAGGCUUAUACCUCUCUUAGGACUAGAUAUAAUGCUUUCAGACCCAAGCUUAACUCAUUUUUCCUCCUCUUCUGUCUCUAGUAUGUACUGCUUUUUGCCACGUCAUAACUCGAUUCAAUUUCCAGGUAUGUGUAACCCUUCCAAUGGUCUACAACUACGUGUCCCAUGUCAAGCGCACUAUGCACAAUGAGAUCACCUUCUGCAAAGGUUCCGCCAAAGAUAUCUGGAGUGAAGUGCACGCUCUGAAAAAUCUGCCGGACCUUGCGCAAAAUCGUACCGCCCGUCAAGCUUACAAUGAAGUGCAGGGCGGUGGAGCUUCAGCUUGUGAAUCGUGUUGCUUGCCAGGUCCUCCAGGGCCUGCGGGAACUCCGGGUAAACCAGGUCGCCCUGGAAAGCCUGGAGCCCCGGGACUUCCUGGGAACCCAGGCCGCCCUCCACAACAACCUUGCGAACCGAUCACUCCACCACCAUGCAAGCCUUGUCCACAAGGCCCGCCUGGGCCACCCGGGCCACCUGGACCACCUGGGGAUGCUGGAGAGCCGGGAACUCCUGGAUUGCCUGGACAAGACGCUGCACCUGGUGAGCCUGGGCCAAAGGGACCACCAGGGCCUCCAGGAAGUCCGGGUUCACCGGGAGCACCUGGAGAACCAGGAGUUCCUGCGCAAAGCGAACCACUUAUUCCUGGCGAACCUGGACCACCGGGAGAAGCUGGGCCACAAGGACCACCCGGGCCACCUGGACAACCUGGAGCUGACGGAGCACCUGGACAACCAGGGCCUAAAGGACCUAAUGGAGCCGAUGGACAACCAGGAGCUGAUGGAAAUCCGGGAGCACCUGGUCCUGCUGGACCACCGGGACAAAUCGGAGAACGUGGAAUCUGUCCGAAAUAUUGUGCCAUUGAUGGUGGUGUAUUUUUUGAGGAUGGAACCAGAAGAUAA
Caenorhabditis angaria is the source of this 1111-nucleotide messenger RNA. The record is from the annotation of a GenBank genome assembly. Lineage: Eukaryota; Metazoa; Nematoda; Chromadorea; Rhabditida; Rhabditidae.